Molecule: messenger RNA, 891 nt
Organism: Colletotrichum karsti
Lineage: Eukaryota; Fungi; Ascomycota; Sordariomycetes; Glomerellales; Glomerellaceae
Product: initiation-specific alpha-1, 6-mannosyltransferase
Exons: 1
Biological process (GO): protein N-linked glycosylation
Cellular component (GO): mannan polymerase complex
Molecular function (GO): alpha-1,6-mannosyltransferase activity
Source: RefSeq, a predicted model, not a curated record
CUGGUCAAUUCGGCGUCACGAUUUGGCUCUCCCACGAACAUCCUCCAGCAACCGUCUGGCGAUGAAGCCGACCCGGUCGAUCAACCAUCAUCACCAUCGCUCCUCUCGAUCUCCUUUCCCUCCAAGAUAUGGCAAAGCUGGAAAGACGACGCACCAGACCCUACAGAACGCACGGUCGGCUUUCCUCAUCAGUGGACUGUUCUUAAUCCCGGCUGGCGCUACGAGCGCAUCACUGAUGCCAAUAACGAUGCCUACGUUCGCGACAACUUCAACGAUACCAUCGCGAACCUUUUCACGAGUAUGAAGGACCCCAUUCUCAAGGCCGACUUCCUGAGAUAUCUCAUCCUUCUUCGUGAAGGCGGCGUGUGGGCGGACAUCGACGUGUACCCUCACCAGCCCGUGUCGAAGUGGAUUCCGGACGAUUUGCUCGGUUCGGUCAACCUAGUCAUCGGCAUCGAGAACGACCACCACAAGACACCUAUCUGGCCCGGGUCCCCAUACUCGGUCCAGCUUUGCCAGUACACAGUCCUGGCGAAACCAGGACAUCCGGUUAUCCAGACGCUGGUUGACCAAGUCACGCACGACCUCCGGACGCUACUAGAUUCCAAGUCCGAAGGUGCGCCCAUCACGUUCGAAAAUGUCAUGGCCACCACGGGACCCUUUGCAUUCACAAAGGUAAUGAUGGACUACUUUUCGCAAGUCACGGGCGAGAGUCACACGGGCGACGAACUGGAUUCGCUUGAUUCUCCGCGGAAGAUUGGCGAUGUGCUAGUAUUGCCGAAAGAAAGCUUUGGGUGGUUGGCUCACGAGAACACCCAUAAGAAGGGCGACCCGGCUAUUCUUGUAGAGCAUCUGUUCAUAGGCUCAUGGCGGCAAGGCCACCCAGGCUGA